Molecule: messenger RNA, 120 nt
Organism: Dentiscutata heterogama
Lineage: Eukaryota; Fungi; Glomeromycota; Glomeromycetes; Diversisporales; Gigasporaceae
Source: the annotation of a GenBank genome assembly
AUGGCAAAACAUAUUAUGCAAUUACAUAAACUUCAUAUAAUAAGAAAAGAGAAAGAGGACAAAGAAGAGAUUGAAAAAGAAUUAUACUAUAAUUCAUCGUAUGAUUUAAAUGAUUUUUGG